AUGGGGCUGCCACUAGCCCGCCUGGUGGCCCUCUGCCUGACUCUGACCUGGGCCGGGGGCUCAGAGCUCCGGAGAGGUGAGCGGGUGCGGGCAGGAAGGCUGGGCAGCCCAGGGCACAUGGUCCUGCGGGGUAGAGGUGUCUCCCUCGGCCCGGGCUUCGGGGUGGACGGCCUGGGCCAGGCCUCGUAAGGCAGGACCCGGAACCAUGGCCACAGCGUCUGCAGCACGUGGGGCGACUCCCACUACAAGACCUUCGACGGAGACGUCUUCCGCUUCCCCGGGCUGUGCGACUACAACUUCGCCUCUGACUGCCGGGACGCCUACCAGGAGUUCGCUGUGCACCUGAAGCGGGGCCCCGGCCGCAGUGGGGGCCACCCGCAGGUUGAGUACAUCCUGCUGACCGUCAAGGAUGACACCAUCUACCUCACCAGCCAGCUCACUGUGCUGAACGGUGCCAUGGUCAGCAGCCCGCACUACAGCCCGGGGCUGCUCAUCGAGAAGAGUGACACCUACACUAAGGUCUAUUCCCGUGCUGGCCUCACGCUCAUGUGGAACCGGGAGGACUCGGUCAUGCUGGAGCUGGACAGUACGUUCCGGAACCACACGUGCGGCCUCUGCGGUGACUACAACGGUCUGCAGACCUACUCUGAGUUCUUCUCCGAUGGCGUGCGCUUCAGUCCCAUCGAGUUCGGGAACAUGCAGAAGAUCAACAGGCCUGAGGAGGUGUGCGACGGCCCCCAGGAGGCGCCGGACCCCCCGUCCUGCUCUGAGCACCGCGCCGAGUGCGAGAGGCUGCUGAGGGACGCGGCCUUCGAGGACUGCCGGGACCUGGUGCCGCUGGAGCUGCACGUGCAGGCCUGCAUGCAGGACCGCUGCCAGUGCCCGCACGGCACCUCCUGCGUCUGCAGCACCAUCGCCGAGUUCUCCCGCCAGUGCUCCCACGCCGGCGGCCGGCCGCGGAACUGGAGGACUGCCUCGCUCUGCCCUAAGAGCUGCCCCGCGACCAUGGUUUACCUGGAGAGCGGCUCGCCCUGCAUGGACACCUGCUCACACCUGGAGGUCAGCAGCCUGUGUGAGGAGCAUCGCAUGGAUGGCUGUUUCUGCCCAGAAGGCACUGUGUACGAUGACAUCAAGGGUGGCGGCUGCAUCCCUGUGAACCAGUGUCACUGCAAGCUGCACGGACACCUGUACGCACCUGGCCAACAGAUCACCAACAGCUGCGAGCAGUGUGUCUGCAACGCCAGCCGCUGGGUGUGCCAGGACCUGCAGUGCCCCAGGACCUGUGCCCUGGAGGGCGGCGCCCACGUCACCACCUUCGACGGGAGGAAGUACACGUUCCACGGGGACUGCUACUACGUGCUGACCAAGGGCGCCCACAACGACUCCUAUGUCAUCCUGGGCGAGCUGACCCCCUGCGGCUCCACCGACAAGCAGACCUGCCUGAAGACGGUGGUGCUGCUGGCUGACAACAAGAAGAACGUGGUGGCCUUCAAGUCGGACGGCACCGUCCUGCUGAAUGAGCUGCAGGUGAACCUGCCCCACGUGACGGCGAGCUUCUCCAUCUUUCAACCGUCCUCCCACCACCUCGUCGUGACCACCGCCUUCGGCCUCAGGCUGCAGGUCCAGCUGGUGCCGGUCAUGCAGCUCUUCGUGACGCUGGACCAUGCCGCCCAGGGGCUGGUGCAGGGCCUCUGCGGGAACUACAACGGCCUUGAAGGUGACGACUUCAAGACGGCCGGUGGGCUGGUGGAGGCCACGGGCGCCGGCUUCGCCAACACCUGGAAGGCGCAGUCGAGCUGCCGCGACAAGCUAGACUGGCUGGAUGACCCCUGCUCCCUGAACAUCGAGAGCGCCAACUACGCUGAGCACUGGUGCUCCCUGCUGAAGAAGGCAGAGACCCCGUUCGGCAAGUGCCACUCCGCCGUGGACCCAGCCGAGUAUUACAAGAGGUGCAAAUACGACACGUGCAACUGCCAGAGCACGGAGGACUGCAUGUGCGCGGCCCUGUCCUCCUACGCCCGCGCCUGCGCCAUCAAGGGCGUCAUGCUGUGGGGCUGGAGGGAGCGCGUCUGCAACAAGGACGUGGACUCCUGCCCCAGGUCGCAGGUCUUCCUGUACAACCUGACCACCUGCCAGAAGACCUGCCGCUCGCUGUCCGAGCCUGACACCCACUGUCUCAAGGGCUUCGCACCCGUGGACGGCUGCGGCUGCCCCGACCACACCUUCCUGGACCAGAAGGGCCUCUGCGUGCCCCUGGCCAAGUGCUCCUGCUACCACCGUGGCCUCUACCUGGAGGCGGGCAAGGUCAUCCUGAGGCAGGAGGAGCGAUGCGUUUGCCGAAACGGGAGGCUGCACUGCCUGCAGGUCAAGCUGCUCGGCCAGCGCUGUACGGCCCCGAAGAUCCACGUCGACUGCAACAACCUGACGGCGCUGGCCAUCCGGAACCCCAGGCCCGUCAGCUGCCAGACGCUGGCUGCCGGCUAUGUGCGUGCUGGGGGGGGGGGGGGCGGCGCUGUGGCUGGGGGUGCAGGGGGCGGCUGUGUGGUGGAGGAGGCGUGCCCGUGUGUGCACAACAAGGACCUGUACUCCCCCGGCGACAAGAUCAGGGUGGAUUGCAACACCUGCACCUGCCAGAAAGGGCGCUGGGCGUGCACCCAGUCCGUGUGCCACGGCACCUGUGCCAUCUAUGGGAACAGCCACUACAUCACCUUCGAUGGGAAGUACUAUGACUUCGAUGGACACUGCUCCUACGUGGCCGUUCAGGACUACUGUGGCCAGAACUCCUCACUGGGCUCCUUCAGCAUCAUCACCGAGAAGGUCCCCUGUGGCACCACAGGCGUCACCUGCUCCAAGGCCAUUAAGAUCUUCAUAGGGAGGACGGAGCUAAAGCUGGAGGACAAACACCGCAUGGUGAUACAGCGUGACGUGGGCCACCAUGUGGCCUACACCACGCGGGAAGUGGGCCAGUACCUGGUGGUGGAGGCCAGCAUCGGCAUCAUCGUCAUCUGGGACAAGAGGACCACCAUCUUCAUCAAGCUUGCCCCCUCCUACAAGGGCACUGUGUGUGGCCUGUGUGGGAACUUUGACCAGCGAUCCAGCAACGACUUCACCACGCGGGACCACUUGGUGGCGGAGAGUGAGCUGGACUUCGGGAACAGCUGGAAGGCGGCCCCCACCUGUCCGGACGUGAACAUCACCCCCGAGCCGUGCACCCAGAAGCCGCACCGCCGCUCCUGGGCCGAGAAGCAGUGCAGCAUCAUCAAGGGCCCAGUCUUCGGGGUCUGCCACAGCAAGGUGGACCCCAAGCCCUUCUACGAGGCCUGCGUCCGCGACACGUGCUCCUGCGACACGGGCGGAGACUGUGAGUGUUUCUGCUCUGCCGUGGCCGCCUACGCCCAGGAGUGCACCAAGGAGGAGGCCUGCGUGUUCUGGAGGACGCCCGACCUGUGCCCCAUAUUCUGUGACUACUACAACCCCCCGAACGAGUGUCAGUGGCAUUACGAGCCCUGCGGGAACCGCAGCUUCGAGACGUGCAGGACGGUCAGCGGCAUUCACUCCAACAUCUCCGUGUCCCACCUGGAGGGCUGCUACCCUCGGUGCCCUAAGGAAAGUCCCAUCUACAACGAGGACCUGAAGAAGUGUGUCACACGGGACCAAUGUGGUUGCUACAUCGGGGACACUCACUACCCACCUGGAGAGUCUGUGCCCACGAAGCAGAUCUGCCAUUCUUGCGUGUGUGACAACUCCUCGCAAGUUGUCUGCCAGCCAGAAAAAGGGAAGACUCUCAACUUUACCCGGGACAGCCCCUUCUGCUACUGGGAAACCUGUGACCUCAACGGGAUGGUGGAGAAGCACUUCAACAUCUGCGUGUACACCCCACCACCCUCGUCCCCCUCAACACCCGCCACCACCACCUCUGUCACCCCCAUCACGCCCUCCACCACCACGAGCACCACUCCGACCACCAGUACAGAGACACCCUCAGUGUCAUCUCCCCCUUCAACAACUCAGAGUAAGUCACGGCUAUGCUGCUUCUGGUCCGACUGGAUCAACGAUGACCAUCCCAGAAUCGGCAGUGACGGUGGAGACCGAGAGACAUUCAACCGUGUCUGCAGGGCCCCCAGGGAUAUCGAGUGCAGGGUGGCCAUAGAGCCCCACCUCAGCUGGGAGGAGCUGGGCCAGGAGGCUCAGUGCAAUGUCUCCUUCGGGUUCAUCUGCAAGAACGAAGACCAGUUUCGAAACGGACCUUUUGGAGUCUGCUAUGACUACGAGAUACGAGUCUAUUGUUGCCUGCUGAUGGAUGAGUGUCCCACGACCCCGGUCACGAUCCCCACCACCACCCCGUCAACCACCACCCCCACCACCCCGCCCACCACCACCCCCACCACCACCCCGCCCACCACCACCCCCACCACCACCCCGCCCACCACCACCCCCACCACCACCCCGCCCACCACCACCCCCACCACCACCCCACCCACCACCACCCCCACCACCCCACCCACCACCACCCCCACCACCACCCCACACACCACCCCACACACCCCACCCACCACCGCCCCACCCACCACCCCACACACCACCCCACACACCCCACCCAUCACCACCCCCACCACCACCCCACACACCACCCCACACACCCCACCCACCACCACCCCACCUACCACCCCACCCAUCACCACCCCCACCACAACCCCACCCACCACCACACCCACCACCACACCCACCACCACACCCACCACCACGACCACCACAACCCCACCCACCACCACCCCCACCACCCCACCCAUCACCACCCCCACCACAACCCCACCAACCACCACCCCCACCACCCCCACCACAACCCCACCCACCACCACCACCUCCACCACCCCCACCACAACCCCACCCACCACCACCCCCACCACACCCACCACCCCCCCCACCACAACCCCACCCACCCCCACCACCCCCACCACCACACACACCACCCCACACACCACCCCACCCACCACCACCACCACCCCACACACCACCCCACCCACCACCACCACCCCACCCACCACCACCACCACCACAACCCCAUGUUUGCCAGACUGCCAAUGGACUGGCUGGGAGGAUUCUAGAAAACCAAACUUUACCAGAGAAGGUGGAGACGUUGAGUCCCUUGAGAACUUCUGUAAUUUGGGCAGGGUAACCAACAUCUCCUGCAGAGCCACCAUGUUUCCCAACGUUCCCCUCCAAGAGCUUGGACAAAACGUGGUGUGUAACACCAGUGUUGGGCUCAUGUGCAGAAACCAAGACCAGAAGCCAAGGGGAGCCAACUCCACAACUUACUGCCACAACUAUGAGAUCAGUGUCUACUGCUGCGCUCUUCCACUUAACUGUGUCCCCACAACUUCGACCACCACCACAGAGACCCCAACUACGACCCCCACCGCUACUUCAACAGAGACUCCAACUCCAACCACUACAGAGAUCCCAACCACAACACCCACCACCACCACAACCUCAACCGAGACUCCAACUCCGACCACUCCAGGGACCCCAACCGCAACACCCACCACCACUUCAACUGGGACUCCAACUCCCACCCCCACCACAACCUCAACAGAGACUCCAACUCCGACCACUCCAGGGACCCCAACCACAACACCCACCACCACUUCAACUGGGCCUCCAACUUCCACCCCCACCACAACCUCAACAGAGACUCCAACUCCGACCACUCCAGAGACCCCAACCACAACACCCACCACCACUUCAACUGGGCCUCCAACUUCCACCCCCACCACAACCACAACAGAGACUCCAACUCCAACCACUAUAGAGAUCCCAACCACAACACCCACCACCACUUCAACUGGAACUCCAACUCCGACCCCCACCACAACCACAACAGAGACUCCAACUCCGACCACUCCAGAGACCCCAACCACAACACCCACCACCACUUCAACCACCACCACCACCACCACUACCCCACCCACCACCACCCCGCCCAGCACCACACUGACAACCUCCACACAGCCAGAAUCCACUGAGUGUUUGCCAGACUGCCAAUGGACUGGCUGGGAGGAUUCUAGAAAACCAAACUUUACCAGAGAAGGUGGAGACGUUGAGUCCCUUGAGAACUUCUGUAAUUUGGGCAGGGUAACCAACAUCUCCUGCAGAGCCACCAUGUUUCCCAACGUUCCCCUCCAAGAGCUUGGACAAAACGUGGUGUGUAACACCAGUGUUGGGCUCAUGUGCAGAAACCAAGACCAGAAGCCAAGGGGAGCCAACUCCACAACUUACUGCCACAACUAUGAGAUCAGUGUCUACUGCUGCGCUCUUCCACUUAACUGUGUCCCCACAACUUCGACCACCACCACAGAGACCCCAACUACGACCCCCACCGCUACUUCAACAGAGACUCCAACUCCAACCACUACAGAGAUCCCAACCACAACACCCACCACCACCACAACCUCAACCGAGACUCCAACUCCGACCACUCCAGGGACCCCAACCACAACACCCACCACCACUUCAACUGGGCCUCCAACUUCCACCCCCACCACAACCACAACAGAGACUCCAACUCCGACCACUCCAGAGACCCCAACCACAACACCCACCACCACGUCAACUGGAACUCCAACUCCGACCACUCCAGAGACCCCAACCACAACACCCACCACCACUUCAACUGGGCCUCCAACUUCCACCCCAACCACAACCACAACAGAGACUCCAACUCCGACCACUCCAGGGACCCCAACCACAACACCCACCACCACUUCAACUGGGCCUCCAACUUCCACCCCCACCACAACCACAACAGAGACUCCAACUCCGACCACUCCAGAGACCCCAACCACAACACCCACCACCACUUCAACUGGGCCUCCAACUUCCACCCGCACCACAACCACAACAGAGACUCCAACUCCAACCACUCCAGGGACCCCAACCACAACACCCACCACCACUUCAACUGGGCCUCCAACUUCCACCCCCACCACAACCACAACAGAGACUCCAACUCCGACCACUCCAGGGACCCCAACCACAACACCCACCACCACUUCAACUGGAACUCCAACUCUGACCGCCACCACCACAGAGACAAUCCCCACCACUACCACAACCACAGAGACCCCAACACCAAUAACCACCACCACAGUGACCGCAACACCACCACUGACCACCACCUCCACUGCGACUCCAACUCCGACCCUCACCAUUAGCACCACCUCCACAGAGACUGCAACACCUACACCCACCAUAACAGAGACCCCAACUCCAGCCUCCACCACCACAGAAACCCCCUCCCCCACCACUACCACAACCACAGAGACUCCAACCCCACCUCCCAACAUUAGCACUGCCAGCAGCACAUCACAAUCUCUUCCGACGUCCUCCCCUCCCACCUCCCAGUCCACCUCUCCCUCUUCCACGGAAUCUACCACGCUUGUGACCACCACCCCAACAACUGAGGAGACAUACAGCACACCACAGACCCCAGCGUCGACAGAACCAGCCAUCAGUACAACAGGAGGCACCACGCCCUCUCCACCUACACCUGGCACCACCCCUCCAGAGGAGCUUUACAGCUCUUGGGACUUGAGACAGGUGCCCCCCACUCUACCCAGUGAGAGCGUUCCCCAAGAAGGCUCCAGGAGGGCUCGCCUGCCUCUCCUGCCCCCCAAGUCCCGCUGGCUCGCCAACCUCGGGUCCCAGCUCCUCGAAGACCACUCCCACCCACGGAGCCACGACUGGGCCCCCUUCAUCCACCACAGGGCCCCCUUCCACACCCACACCCACUCCCACGACUGUACCACCAGCACCUUGACCUCCAGUGUGACCGCCCCCACGGUGAUCCCAUUAACCUCACCCAACAUCACCACGAGCAUCGUCCCAGUCACCAGCACCGCCCAGAAGAUAUGCUGCUAUUUGAAUGACACGUAUUAUGCCCCAGGUGAGCUGGUGUACAACAGCACACAAGGAGACACCUGCUACUAUGUGAACUGCUCGCUGGAGUGCACCCUCGAGAUCUUCAACUGGUCCUGCCCAUCCACACCCUCCCCAACUCCCAGCCCAUCCAUACCCACCACCCGGCCAUCCAUGGCAUCCAGUGUGCCGUCCACCACCAAGCCCCCUGCAUGCCUGGACUUCGAUCCUCCCAGACAGGAGAACGAGACCUGGUGGCUGUGUAACUGCACCAUGGCCAUCUGCAAAUACAACAACACCGUGGAGCUCGUGGAGGUGAAGUGCGACCCCCCCCCCAUGCCCACCUGCUCCAACGGCCUCAGGCCAGUGCGCGUCGAGGACCCCGACAAGUGCUGCUGGCACUGGGAGUGUGACUGCUACUGCACGGGCUGGGAGGACGCACACUACGUCACCUUCGAUGGGCUCUACUACAGCUACCAGGACAACUGCACGUACGUGCUGGUGGAGGAGAUCACCCCCACCAUAGACAACUUCGGGGUCUACAUCGACAACUACCACUGUGACGUCAGCAGCCAAGUGUUCUGCCCCCGCGCGCUCAUCGUGCGCCAUGAGACCCAGGAGGUGCUGAUCAAGACCGUGCACACGACGCCCAUGAGGGUGCAGGUGCAGGUCAACAGGCAGGCUGUGGCGCUGCCCUAUAAGAAGUACGGGCUGCAGGUGUACCAGUCAGGCAUCAGCUACGUGGUGGACAUCCCUGAGCUGGGCGCCCUCAUCUCCUACGACAGCCUUUCCUUCUCCAUGCGGCUGCCCUACCACCGGUUCAGCAACAACACGAAGGGCCGGUGUGGCACGUGCACCAACAACACCUCGGAUGACUGCAUGCUGCCCAGCGGGGAGGUCGUCGCCAGCUGCGAGGUUGCGGCUGACCACUGGGUGGUGAACGACCCCUCGGAGCCGCACUGUCCCCACAGGGGCUUCACCACCGAGCGACCGGCCACCUGGCCGUCGGUGGGCAGCAGCGCAACGGCCGGGACGGGCUCUCCGUCUCCACUCUGCGAGCUCAUCAAGGACAGCUUGUUCGCCCAGUGCCACACUGUGGCAUCCCCCAAGCACUACUACGAAGCCUGCAUAUUCGACAGCUCCACCAUGCCCAACUCAGGCCUGGAGUGUGCCAGCCUGCAGACCUACGCAGCCCUCUGUGCCCAGGAGGGCAUCUGUGUCGACUGGCGGAACCACACUGGUGGGGCCUGCCUGGUGACGUGCCCGGAGCACCGAGAGUACCGGGCCUGUGGUCCCGUGGAGGAGCCCACCUGCAAGUCCAGCCACACCCAGGCAAACAGCCCACGCCUGGUAGAAGGCUGCUUCUGUCCCGAGGGCACCACCAGCUACGCGUCCGGCUUCGACGUCUGCGUGGACCUGUGCGGCUGCGUGGGGCCCGACAACUUGCCCAGAGAGUUUGGGGAGCACUUCGAGUUCGACUGCAAGGACUGCAUCUGCCUGGAGGGGGGCAGCGGCAUCAUCUGCAGGCCCAAGACAUGCCACCCGGUACCCUUCGUGGAGUGCAAGGAGGACGGCACCUACACUGUCACAGAGGUCGACCCCGCCAACACCUGCUGCAACAUCACCUCCUGCGCGUGCAACGCCAGCCUGUGUAGUGGGCAGCCCCCGCUGUGCCCGCUGGGCUUCGAGGUGAAGAGCGAGAUGGUCCCUGGGAGGUGCUGCCCCUUCUACUCAUGUGUGCCCAAGGGCGUGUGUGUUCUCAGGAACGCUGAGUACCAGCCCGGUUCUCCAGUCUUCUCCUCCAAGUGCGAGAACUGCAUGUGCACCAAACACAGAGACAACGCCACGCAGCUCAACGCCAUCUCCUGCACCCACGUGCCUUGCAACACCUCCUGCGACCGCGGCUUUGAGCUGGUGGACGCCCCCGGCGAGUGUUGCAAGAAGUGCCAGCAGACCCAGUGCAUCAUUGUCAUCAAGCAGCCCGGCAGCCAGAACCUGGUCCUGAAGCCCGGGGACAUGAAGAGAGACCCCCUGAACAACUGUACCUUCUUCAGCUGCAUGAAGAUACACGACCAGCUCAUCUCAUCCGUCUCCAACAUCACCUGCCCCGACUUUGACCCCAGCACCUGCCUCCCGGGCUCCAUCACACUCAUGCCCAAUGGCUGCUGCAGGAAAUGCCUCCCUCGCAAUGAGACCAGGAUCUCCUGCUCCAUCGUCCCUGUCGUCAGGGAAAUUUCGCACAAUGGCUGCACCAAGCUGGUCACCAUGAACGAUUGCUCCGGGUCCUGCGGGACCUUCGCCAUGUACUCGGCCAAGGCCCAGUCCCUGGACCACAGCUGCUCCUGCUGCAAGGAGCAGAGCACCAGCCAGCGGGAGGUGAUGCUGCAGUGCCCGGGCGGGGGCUUGCUCCGUCACACCUACACCCACAUCGACAGCUGUCUGUGCCAGGACACCGUGUGCGAGCUGCCCCCCCAGCGCAGGGCCCGGCGCUCUGGCCCCAGGGACCUGGGCCCGGGGCGGGGGUCAGGACACCCCAGCACAGCAACACCACCCUGGAUCCCGGGCUCCUGGGGACUUCAGGAGCUCACACUGCCCCUGGCCCAGCCCGUGGACUCCUAG
Molecule: messenger RNA, 10533 nt
Organism: Eubalaena glacialis (North Atlantic right whale)
Lineage: Eukaryota; Metazoa; Chordata; Mammalia; Artiodactyla; Balaenidae
Gene: MUC2
Product: mucin 2, oligomeric mucus/gel-forming
Cellular component (GO): extracellular matrix
Molecular function (GO): protein binding
Source: RefSeq, a predicted model, not a curated record